AUGCACUACCUCACCCUAGCAUCGGCUCUCGCCGCCACCGCGCUGGCCCAAACCCCCGCGGGCAGCUACCCAUCCUCCAACAAGAACCUCGGCGUCGCAUACCCCAAUGCCACUGUGACACCAGGCGUCUGGGUGAAUCCUGACUACGUCACCACCCAACCAACCAUCUACCCAACCCACUACCACCUCUACGACGGCACCUACAUGAUCCUCAUGCUCGAUCUCAACAUCCCCGACUCAGACGUCACCACAGCCGCAUACUACAACACCCUGGUCCCAGGUCUAGCCGCCAACACAACCACCCGUCUGCACUGGUGGGGCGGCAACUAUACCGUCCAGAACGGCCACUUCGUUAAUGCCAGUGAUGCGCUGGCGGAGUAUACGGCGCCUCGGCCGAGAGAUGCAACCAAUCAUACUUAUACGUUGUAUCUGUUUGAUCAGCCGGAGGGAUAUGUGCCCCCCGAAGAGGCGUUAGAUGGGACGUAUUAUUCGGAGACGACGGAUGCGAGGUUUAAUUUUACGUUGGAGACGGUGGUGAAGGCGGUUGGGGGGCCGGUGGCGGCGAAUUAUUUUCUGAGUGAUGCUUAG
Aspergillus ibericus CBS 121593 is the source of this 588-nucleotide messenger RNA. RefSeq names its product YbhB/YbcL family Raf kinase inhibitor-like protein. The coding region runs from base 1 to 588 and encodes 195 amino acids. Gene Ontology annotation, molecular function: phospholipid binding; peptidase inhibitor activity. Gene Ontology annotation, biological process: regulation of proteolysis; regulation of Ras protein signal transduction. NCBI's taxonomy places the organism in Eukaryota, Fungi, Ascomycota, Eurotiomycetes, Eurotiales, Aspergillaceae. The transcript has 2 exons. The record is from RefSeq and is a predicted model, not a curated record.